Trypanosoma rangeli is the source of this 5961-nucleotide messenger RNA. RefSeq lists its product as uncharacterized. The record is from RefSeq and is a predicted model, not a curated record. The transcript has a single exon. Gene Ontology annotation, biological process: autophagosome assembly; autophagy of mitochondrion; piecemeal microautophagy of the nucleus. The coding region runs from base 1 to 5961 and encodes 1986 amino acids. Gene Ontology annotation, cellular component: phagophore assembly site; extrinsic component of membrane. NCBI's taxonomy places the organism in Eukaryota, Euglenozoa, Kinetoplastea, Trypanosomatida, Trypanosomatidae. Gene Ontology annotation, molecular function: phosphatidylinositol-3-phosphate binding.
AUGCUUCUGCUUGCCGUGCGGCAGCUGCUUGGCAAAAUAGUGAAGGACAUUCAGUGCGAUCAGCUGGAGCGUAUCGGUCUCUCGGAGGGCCGCCUGGGGUUUAGCUUUGAGCUCUCUCAUCUUGAGCUGAAUGAGACGUUUAUUAACAAGGAAAUCCUGGACGUCCCAGUGGAGGGGACGAGCUCCGCGCAGUCGUGUGCGUCCGCAUCACUACGUCUGGUGCGAGGCCAUGUAAACAGUAUUAGUGGGGAUUUUGCCUUGGAUCCUAAAGGGCAACGCAUCAUUGAAAUUGACGGUCUGCAGCUAGUCUUGGAUGUGAUUCCAAAGACUGAGUGUUCUGUUCCGACCGCUCGCCGGAGCCGCAGUGCGAGCCACAUGAGGGAGACGAGGGGGCGGCAUAGUUGCGAAAAAACUGCACAUAGUUCAAAGAAUGCUUGGGAUGAUGAGAAUAGUGGCGCAGAUGAGGAUACUAUAUACUCCUCACUUUUCAUGAGCAAUACUCUGCGCAAAGGGGUGGAGGAAAGUGUGGUGCGCCCUGCGUUGAGUGAAGCAGGGUAUUCCGCAGGGCCGUCUUCACCAUCCCGCCAUAUUGAUGAGGGGCUGGAUGUGUUUGAGCGGACGAUCAGGCAGUUUGCUCACAGUGUGCGGGGGCGCAUACGUAAUGUCAGCAUCAUCUUGCGGAUUCCGCCGUUGGGCGAGCGGAUUGUGUCAGGGCGAGAACCUCCAGAUGGCAGUUUAGAACUACUGAUCGUUUUUGAAGGUGGCUUUGAGCUGGAAGACAUGUGCUCUGACCCAGAUGGAGAUUUGGUGCAUAAGCGUAUCCGCUUUUCUGGUGUUCGUGCGGCCGUGUACCCUUACGGACAACGGUGUACAACGCGCGCCACUGAUGAGGAAGUGGAGGAGUCUGUUGACCUUGCCGACGUGUUCCUCUGUGGUGGACGCACAGACGAGUUCAACAACGAUAUAGUACUUCGAUUUAGCGAAGGACGAAACCAGCUGCAGGGCGCGGAGGCGUUUCUGGACUUGAAGGUUACAAUGAAAUCCUUUUUCUUUAUACUUUCUCCGACACAGAUAGGUCGCCUGAUGCAUGUUGCCCGCGCCCUGGUGGGAGCACCGGAGGGGGAUUACACGGAUGCAGAGGCGGAGGCAGCGGCAGCGGCGGCAGCGGCGGCAGCAGCAUCUCGUGUGGUGCGAUUCAUUACGACCAUGAAAGCAACAUGCCAGUAUGUUUUUUGUGUGUUUCUCCCUGAGGAGGAUCGUCAGGGAAUUAAAGAGUUUUGGAAAACUCUGCAGCAAGGCGAUACUGAGGCUUCUGCUGGCGACGCGCUGCUCUCGUCGCGAAGACAUCGACUUGUAUUGCAUCGUCUGCUCCGUCGCACAGGGUAUUACAACGUGCAUAUUGGCGGUAUAAUGCUGUUGGUUCAGCCAGUUACAGCAAGCACAAGCCGUUUUGAGGAUGCGUUUCAUGAUGUGUUUGAAAAUCACGGCGGUCGUGGUUGCUCCGCGGGAAUCAGCACCUUUGAGGUCUAUGAACUCGCUCCUGACAGCAGCGAUGAGGGCCACCCCAGUGACACGGAAGGCGGACGACUUAUCUUGACCACCAAGGAAAAUGUUGAAAAUCACUCUGAGCGGCGGUACCGCAUUGCCAUUGUUGCUAGGACCACGCACCCGCUAACACUUUCUGAGGCGCGCUGCUAUAGCGAUAACCUGCUGAAGGAGCAGGAUAACGUGGCUGCCGUUGUGAUGGAACAUGUUCUUGUGAAAACUUCAGGGGCGGUGCUUGUGGCGGAGUUGGAUGCGGGCAUUCUUAAAAGACUAGUAACCUUCUGGGCGUGCUUGAGUCACAUCAUAAGCAUGAGUCCCGGCACAUCGAGGCCAUCCCAGCAGCAACAGCAAACUACAGACAUUUCUGUUUUGUCGUCACCUGCAUUUUCGGCGCAGCGUCAAGGCUCACGGGAGGACUUGGAUUGCCUUGAGAGGCCUCUGGGCGAGGGGCAAUUUACUCAGCUGCUGCUUGAACAAUUGACAGGGGAGGGAUCUGUAGGUUGUUCGCAGGAGACGCAGGUGACGACACCGUAUGCCUUGUUGCGCUUUUUUACACUCCAGCUGGAAGGACUCACAUUGGAGGUGAGGUUUCCGUCCUCCAAGGCGCCUGAUCCGGACUACUACGGCCCCUUGACCAAACGUUUGUGGGAACAGUUGCGGAAGGAAGCGGAGGCCGCGGCGGCUUUUACCACGGAUCAGGCAAGUUUUUUCGGUGUUGAUGGGCCCUACCUUCCACUGACGAUGAGUGUGUAUCUGAAGGCGCUUGAUGUCUCGCUGGGCAGUGAAGGGGUACUGGAGGUGUUUCUGAAUGAGGGACAGCUCACACUGCACGACUAUAAGGAGUGCGUGCAGAGCAACAUUAUCCGCUGUGUGUUUGACACACACAAGGAGCCCUGCAUUGUUGUCAGACAACGCCAGACCCAGACAUCAGACAUAAAAUGGAGCGUUGCAGGCAAGGCUCACGCCCCUUUCACAGAGGCCCAUGAAGAAGAAGAGACUCAGGCUGAAAACAACAGCCUUAUCGCAGUGGUGGCGAAUAUCAGUCAAAUUCACGCUCAACUUCAUCAAGAUGAAUACCUUCUUGUUUUCUUCUACCUGGAUCAGGUGCUGGAAGUGGUGGAUGCCAUGUGUAGAGUAAUAAAUGCUCCAUAUAAAGGCGGAACCAGCAAUGACUAUGCGUCUUUGGAAGAAACAGCAGAGGGGUUUGCAUCUGCUCUCUCCGGUACUUCCAUCACAGUUGAGGACCCACUGCAAUACAGCAAUACAGAAUAUGACCCCAUCACCACUAGUAUCAGUAUUCGACUGGGAGUUGAAAAGGGCACAAUGCGACUUUGGGCACCAAGGCUUUCCUCCGCAGGAUGCUCUAUUGGCGACCCACUAUGGCGCUGCCUCCCGCGGCAAGAACGGCGUGGAAUCGACAAGGAACAUCUAUACCACCUUUACGACGUGACAGUUUCGAAGGCUUUUGUUUUUGUUUUUCAUCAGGCAUCGAUGCGCCUGGCAAAGACGGCAUUGCACGGGAGGGCGUUUGACUUUUGUUUGCAGGAGCGUUUAUGUCAGGCAAAAAUGACAUACGCUGAAUUUCCGUGGCCGGCCGAACACGCCUCGUCUCCUAAAUGGGGUGGUGUUGCCACGCUUCUUCAAAGUUAUUCGGCUCUCUACAAUCGCUCGCACAACAUUCGCGUGCGUCCGCCCGGCGCAAGUUCCACGGAAUCUUCGCGUACUCGUCAUGCCGUCGGUAUCUCGCUGUGUCGUCAUCGCAACGUGGAGGACCACACCGAGGCGUACAAUGUUGCCCUACACUUGGAUCGAAUUAGCGUAUUGCACCAGGCUGCACAUGAAGGGGAUCAUUGGUUGUUGGUGCUUCUGAACUACCUUUCUGACCCCAGCAAUGACGGAUUAAACGCGGCUGUAGCAGAAAAGGAGGUGUUGGAAGCAGCUCAAGUAAAUGAGAGGAAAGAAGCGCAGAGUGACGAGGGUGUGGCCAUCGUAACAUCCGCCGACAUCAACAUUACACUCAGAGAUAUUCUUGUGGAGUACAGACCCUUUGGAAAGCCCUCCAUGUUGGUUUGCCUGGCCCCUCGCCUAAAGGCCACCGUUUUUGUGCCGAGUUUGCCCAAUGAAGCCACAAGUGUGAAACUGUACCUUGAAAAGGAGCAUAUCUCGGUGUUUCUUCAUGACAAUUUUCAACAGUACUUGCUUGACUACGAUCAAGAGGCAGGACUUGGUUCUCUGUUUGGAAGCAGUGAAAGCGGUGUGGCGACUGACCUUAAAAAUAUCGGCUUUGUCCUGGUAUUGGAUAUCGCUUCGUCUGGGGGUAAUAAAAAUAGGGGCGUUGAUGAGGAGAGGGGGGUUGAUGCAUGUAAAAAUGGGGUGCCCAACGUUGCAGUCUUUGUUAACCCAACAGCCGAGAAACCGGUGCUUGUGGAGGUACAGAAACUUCGUGGCUCCAUGUUCUUUGCCUACGACUCCCUGUACUACUUCAGAACGGUGGUUUCACACUUUUUGGGGGGCGCUGAUCUCGCCUAUUUGCCCUCGCCCCACCUGCUUGUGGAACGGAGUGGUUCAUGGUUCAAUUGCAUUAUUCGGUCCAAGUCCGUCAAUAAGGGAAAACAUGCAUCCGUCAUGUGCCACCUCGCGCCGGACUACGUGCAUCGGCUUCGUCGGCUGCUGGAUCAGUCCGUGCUGGAUAUUGGACCUGUCGCUACCGUUGGCACCGACGGGGAUGAAGAGGUGUUGAAGGCAGGUCCGCCAGAAGGAAUGCUGAUAUCACAUUCAUUUGGUGAUUUUGACAUUAUUGACGUUAACGAGCUUGACACCCCACCCGCGCCUGCGUGGGGGACGCGUGAGAAUGAGCCUAUCAACCUGAUGGGGUGCUCCAAGUACACAAAUUUUUUGUCUGUGUAUGGGGCCCGGUGUGGGGGAUUACCGGGGUAUGUGCAGAAUCAGCGGUGUGUUACACGCUCACUGCCGCCAAACAGCGCAGUGGCCGUCGAGAUUUGUCUUUACGACUGCGACGUCAUUGCUCAUUUGUACGGUGGCGAGGAUUUCAUCCACUUUGACGUGCCGCAGAGUUAUCUCCACACCAUACAACGCUUUGGUAACAUGGAGGAUAGGGCGCAGGAGUCGUCGGUGCUGUGGAGUGGGAUGAGCUCCGAUGUGGAGCUUAACAAGGGGAGGCGUGAGGGAUGGCGAAGCGGAUUUCAUGGCGUUGGGCGACGGCAGGACGAGUACGUGGUUGCCCGCUUCACGGGCAUUCGGCUCCAGGUGGACAUGUUUGUGCCAGGAAAUACAAACUUUAUGCAGAUCUACCUCUCCGUGAGAGAUAGCGAGGUAGUGGACUGCAUUGAAAAGAGUUUGGUGCGCACGUUAUUCAUGGCCUCUCUGCCGCACUCUCUCCGUGACCACAAUGGGGAUUUAUUUGAGCUAAAGUGGACGACGGUUGUACCGCGCUCGUCUUCCCGCAAUACCGGGAUAGUUGUUGUGGGGAAACCGGAAGAGCAGCUCAUUGUGCGGCUCCAGCCCGUUACUUUGGCUGUGCAUCGACGUGCCAUGAAUUUGCUUGCGAAAUUUAUUGGGGAUCCGGAAAAUUUGCCUUGUGACAAUGACGAUUUGGACGAAGUGACGUCGCAGGUGCUCUUUUUCAGCAAGAUUGUUGUGUUUCCUGUGCAACUGACACUCUACGUCUACUUUGAGGGGGGUGAUGUCUCCCAAGCCACAUGCAUGAAUAAGUUUGAACUUGGCAACUUUAUUUUGCCCUCCAUUGAGCGGGCUCAGGUGCAGGUGCCAUUCAUGCUUGUCACAGCGUGCCCGCUCCAGAGCGUUGGGGAACGUAUUUUAAGCCUCAUGCGGGACCAGCUACUCAAUUUUAACGGCCUGUUCAUGCUACUUUGCGCUGUGCAGCCGCUGCAGCUGGCAUUCAACGUUGGGUCGGCAGGUAAAGAGAUUCUUUUUGCGCCGCUUUGUGAGUAUCGCCGCAAUAAACGUUUUUUCUCUGCUCUUUCCACAGCUCUGCGCAUGUUUUUGUUUACGGUCGUUUCACAGUCACUCAAUAGUGCGGUGGCAGUGUCGCGACGGGUACAAUGCACUACCUCUUCCAUGAUUACUUCCUUAUUGCCAGGGAGUGAGUUAUCGCCCGUGCCACGUGGGUCGCAGCCGGUGGGUCUCCUGGAGGGUUUGCAACGUGGCUUUGCUGAGUUCCUGCAGGGACUUCGUCUGGCCUCGAACGUCACCGCAUAUUGUCUGGGGCCUCACGGGAGUCCAGUGCGUUUACCAUUGGCGGCUCCCGUGGUUAUUGAUGGCCUUAUGCGUGGGACAGUUGAGGUGAUGUGCGGGGCGCGAAACAUGAUUGCCCCCGAGUUAUACUGGCACGAGAAGAAACUUUUUAAGGGCAAACGACGAAAGAAUGCACUAUAG